Messenger RNA from Asterias rubens (European starfish), 3472 nucleotides. Its product is annotated as mismatch repair endonuclease PMS2-like. Gene Ontology annotation, biological process: mismatch repair. Gene Ontology annotation, cellular component: MutLalpha complex. The coding region runs from base 120 to 2858 and encodes 912 amino acids. The transcript is spliced from 24 exons. Lineage: Eukaryota; Metazoa; Echinodermata; Asteroidea; Forcipulatida; Asteriidae. Gene Ontology annotation, molecular function: mismatched DNA binding; ATP-dependent DNA damage sensor activity; ATP binding. The record is from RefSeq and is a predicted model, not a curated record.
GUGCAUGCGCAGCGGUGCUGCUAAAAAGUGUACUGUGUUUCUGUUUACAGUGUUUUGUGUUUAACAACUAAAAAAGAAUUGAUCGAAAGCUUGAGAACGAUUUCAGACGUAGUUUCAAGAUGAUGGCUGGCAGUGUUAAAGCCAUUGACAGACAGUCUGUUCAUAGGAUAUGCUCAGGUCAGGUGGUCCUUAAUCUAGCCACAGCCAUCAAGGAACUGGUGGAGAACUCACUGGAUGCUGGAGCCACAAAUAUAGAUAUCCGUCUGAAAGAUUAUGGCUCAGAAGUAUUGGAGGUUAUAGACAAUGGUUCAGGAGUUGAGAACAACAACUUCCAGGGACUUACAUUGAAACAUCACACCUCUAAGCUGAGAGACUUUUCUGACCUAAGCAGUGUUGAUACCUUUGGGUUUAGAGGGGAAGCCCUCAGCUCUCUUUGUGCUCUCAGUAACAUGAUAGUGGUUACCUGCCAUGAGUCAGCUGCUGUGGGUACCAGGUUGGAGUAUGAUCAUGACGGCAGACUGGUCAAGCAGACACCCUGCCCAAGACAGCAUGGCACAACAGUCACCCUUCAAAAUCUCUUCUCAACACUACCAGUCCGGCACAAGGAGUUCCUAAGGAAUCUCAAGAAGGAGUUCACUAAGAUGGCACAGUUGCUUCAAGCUUAUGGGAUCAUCAGUUCAGGGGUGAAGCUAACAUGCACCAAUCAGAUAGGCCAGGGGAAACGUUCCCCUGUCAUGUCAACCAGUGGAAAUACUCUACUCAAGGAGAACAUUGCCAACGUUUUUGGGUCAAAGCAGCUUCAGAAUGUGAUGGAUUUUGUGCAAGUCACCCCAGGCUUUGAACAAUGCGAGGAGUAUGGACUGACUGAACGCCAAGUACAAGAACAACUUUUCAAAAUCACAGGUUAUGUAUCCAAGAGUGACCAUGGUAGAGGCCGAAGCAGCGCUGACCGACAGUAUUACUACAUCAACAAGAGACCAUGUGAUUUUCCUAAGGUGUCCAAGCUUGUGAAUGAGGUGUACCAUAUGUACAACAGGCACCAAUACCCAUUUGUGGCUCUGGACAUCUCCCUUGCUAAAGAUUCUGUGGAUGUAAAUGUCACACCGGACAAGAGGAAGAUUUUCGUUCUGGAAGAAAAGAGCUUGUUGGCCAUGUUGAAGACGUCAUUGCAACAGAUGUACGAACCGCGAUCCUCCGUCUAUGAUGUGAACUCGCAGAUGAGGUCAUCGUCUGGGGCUGGUACGGGGAAAACGGAGACCGGAGGACUGACAAGUCUGAUUGCUGCCAGACCUCCACCAUGCACUGGAUCAGCCACUGAGGGCAAUAGACCAGACUACAAGGGACUUAAAGUUACUUUGGCUGGGUUAAAGCGAUCCUUCUCGCAUGCAGGAGGGAGCAGUGAAAUCAAUACCCGAGAAACACAGGAGAGAGUAUCCAAACAGCCCAAACUUGACGCCUUCCUUUUAAAACGUGCAAAAUCAAAACCAGUCCAUCAAAACUCCACACAGAAUAACUCACAAUCUCCAAGUCAAACAUGUUCAAGUCCCAGCAAGCGUUCUUUACUCAGUGAGGAGAUUGAGCUCUCAAAAGUUGCUCCUGAUGAUGAAGCCAGAGAUGUCAGUCAAGAGGAUCACAAAGGGAGUAAUCUUUUCCUGGGAACGAGUAACCUUGAGAGAGAUUUGCCGUCAAGUUCCAUCACUGACUCGUCUGAUGAUGAGAAACGGACUUUGGGUUUGCAGAACUGCACCUCGACACACUCAGAAGGAGAUAAGAGCAACCUACAUGUAACUUUGCCUCAAGAGAGUGGCCAAUCGGAAGUGGACAUUUGCAGUCAUUUGAAUGUCCUCCACCAAUCAGACGAGGCUAAAGCGGCACCCCAUUGCAGAGUGUUAGUGACGGACUCGUCCACCAAUGAAAGAAAAGAAUUGGAAACUCCGGUUGCAGACUGCAGUUCUGUGGCAAACAAAGCAGUUGAUAAGGCACCCAAAGAUGAUGAAGAAAUAUCAACGGUUUGUAGGGAAGUUGCAGAAGAAAUAACAUCAUGCAGCACAACAAAUUCAAAAGCAGGCUCGCUUUUAAUGGAUGACUCUAAAUUUAAAAAAACAUCGUCAAGACGGAAAGAAGUAAAGGUGCCAUUUUCAUUGGACAGGCUAACAGAACAACUAAAACAACAAACAGAUGCCUCAUGUAGCUCAAGAUCCUUCAGUCGUACAUUUAAGGCUGCCAUUACUCCAUUGGAUAACAGCACAGCAGAAGAUGAACUCACUAAAAACGUCAGUAAAGACAUGUUUCCGUGCAUGGAGAUUUUAGGCCAGUUUAAUCUAGGGUUCAUUAUUGCCAAGCACAAGAGAGACUUGUUCAUCAUCGACCAGCAUGCCACUGAUGAGAAGUACAACUUUGAGAUGCUGCAAAGGCACACCAUUCUACAGGGUCAGAGGCUAAUACAGGCCAUGCCAUUGGAGCUGACAGCAGUCAAUGAGUCCAUACUGAUAGAUAACCUGGACAUCUUCAAGAAGAAUGGAUUUGAUUUUGCCAUCGACGAAGAAGCAACGCCAACUCAGAGGGUCAAACUGACAUCCUUACCAAUGAGCAAGAACUGGACGUUUGGAAAGGAGGAUAUUGAUGAAGUCAUCUUCAUGUUGAGCGAUGCACCGGGAGUCAUGUGCAGGCCCAGCAGAGUACGUCAGAUGUUUGCAUCACGGUCAUGUCGGAAAUCCAUCAUGAUUGGUACAGCGCUCAAUCAGAGAGAGAUGAAGAAGUUGGUGUGUCACAUGACUGAAAUUGACCAGCCCUGGAACUGUCCACAUGGUCGACCCACAAUGAGGCAUUUGUUCAACUUAGAUAUGCUACCAGACUGAUGAUUAAGAACUGAAUACCACUCAAUCGAAUGGAGUUAGCAUUUCAUCACUUGCUCCAAUACAAACACAGUGCGGGAUAGGAUCCAAAUCUAAUCUCAGAAUAAGGUUGCUUAUAAAUUGCAGAUUUUUGUCAUUAUUUGCGUAUCAUAAUACUUGAGGAAAGAGAACAAUUGUCUUUAAGAAAACAGUGAAAAAGUUGACAUGCAUUGAUGUUGUUUUUUACAUGUUAAAUUUUUUAUUUUGUAUGCCCGACUAGACAAUAUAAAACCAUUUAGAUUUCAACAGAAUCUCUCCAAACGGACAGCAAAGUGACUGAUUUUAUACCAAAUAAUGUAUUCAAGACAUAAUAAGGCCUUAAUUGGAUAUAUUUUUUAACACGCACUCAUUCAUAGCAGGCCUUUGACAAAACAUAGAACUUUGGAAUUACAAACUCUCACCCAGUUACAUGUAUGUACAACACACACAUGCACUCUCCAAUGAUAUGAUACUCAGGCCGUAUCCAUGAUGAAACUGGGUGAGCUGGUGAGAUAACAAGGACGUUACUUCUUUAAAAGGCAGUGGACACUAUUGGUAAUUGUCAAAGACUAUCCUUCACAGUUGGUGUAUCUCAACAU